Messenger RNA from Hermetia illucens (black soldier fly), 1881 nucleotides. It is a transcript of the gene eff, whose product is annotated as ubiquitin-conjugating enzyme E2-17 kDa. The transcript is spliced from 5 exons. The record is from RefSeq and is a predicted model, not a curated record. Bases 405 to 848 code for a protein of 147 amino acids. Gene Ontology annotation, biological process: ubiquitin-dependent protein catabolic process; protein polyubiquitination. NCBI's taxonomy places the organism in Eukaryota, Metazoa, Arthropoda, Insecta, Diptera, Stratiomyidae. Gene Ontology annotation, cellular component: nucleus. Gene Ontology annotation, molecular function: ubiquitin conjugating enzyme activity.
CCUCAUAUUUGACCGGUUAUAAGUUUUUAAUAGUCACGCCGUCCCGUUUCGGCCUGCAUUCCUUCUCGCUCCCUCGUUUGAUAUUUCAUCGUGCGACCGGGCUCGACGGAACCUGACGGACGGAACAAAACGAAAAAAAAUCAUCGAAUUUUCGGCCGCCAUCUUGCUUUCCGCUCGCCCAAUCAAAGAUCCUCGUCUGUGCUCUGUGGCUCGUCACACUGCGAAAAAAUUUUUUCGUUUCUCGUCCGCGCUUUUUCCGAGGGAAAACUCGUCGCCGUCUGUCCAUUUUCUUUCCUCUAAAACGGGAAAAUUGUGGUCAGAACUGAACAACUCAUUCAUCGCAAAACGCGUUUUAUUUUAAUUCAUCAUAUACCAUCAGGAUAAAAUAUUAUAAAUAACAAACAAUGGCGUUAAAAAGAAUUAAUAAGGAACUUCAGGACUUGGGCAGAGACCCUCCAGCACAGUGCUCAGCCGGACCCGUCGGGGACGAUUUAUUUCACUGGCAAGCAACAAUAAUGGGACCGCCUGACAGUCCGUACCAGGGUGGUGUAUUUUUCCUUACAAUUCAUUUUCCAACAGAUUAUCCAUUCAAACCACCAAAAGUGGCUUUUACAACACGUAUAUACCAUCCCAAUAUAAACAGUAAUGGAUCAAUUUGUCUCGAUAUAUUAAGAUCUCAGUGGUCGCCAGCAUUAACAAUUUCAAAAGUUUUAUUAUCAAUUUGCUCUCUGCUCUGUGAUCCAAAUCCAGAUGAUCCCCUCGUACCAGAGAUUGCAAGAAUAUAUAAAACCGAUCGGGAAAAAUAUAAUGAAUUGGCACGAGAAUGGACAAGGAAGUAUGCUAUGUGAUGCGUUCCAGUUGUACAAUCGAUCCGUCAUGAUGUAAUAAACGCUAUUACACAUUAUACUUAUUAUUCUUACUACAAAUAUUAUUCAAAAACAACAUCAAAACCAACCAACCAAACAACAGAAGCAAACCAGCAAACAUCAAUACAAAUUGCAACAAGAACAGCAACAGCAACUCAGAACAGUAACAUCAAGCAUUGAGAAUGGAACUAUGGCAGUUAGCUAAAAAACAAUUUCAAUAAAUCAGAUAUAGAGGAGAAAAUAAAGAAAAAGAAUGAGAGAGAAAGAGGAAAAUGUGAGAGAAGGAAAAAAUAAAAAUUUAAAAAAUUAAACAUAAUUUAAAAUGCUAUUAAUUAAUAUACGUGAAACAUUAAACAGAAAAACGCAAAUUCAAUUUUCAUCAACCAAACAAAGAUAAAACUGGAAAAAAAUAACUUGGUAACCACAAAUACACAUUACCGCAUUCAAAACUCAUUUCCAUAGACGUCUAUCAGUUGAACGUUUUCAAUAAUAGUUUGUAGCAUCUUCUCAUAUAUGCGCUAGUUACGCAUAUGAGUAGCGUAACACUGUCGACAUCCAAUUCCAAGACUCUCCUUCAAGGGCAUGUGUCGAUUUAGAAAUCGUUUUAGACAAAUUGCUAAGUGAACAUCCUCUAAAAAGAUCCUAGAGUGUGCAUUGAUGUUUUUACUAUUUUUUUUUCUUUUGUGUAAAGCAUGAAAAAUCGAGAGAACCAAUUUAGUUAAUCCGUAAUAGAUGAAAAGCAACUAGAAAUAAAAGUCUUAAACUACUGUCGCGUGAAAGCUCUACCCAAAAAACAGAAAAUUAAUAAGCAGUAACGAAAUAAGAAUCAAAUCAUUAAAUGAGUGCGAGGAAUGCUAAGCAGGAAAUCUUUUUUAUCAUAUAGAAUGUAAAUGAAAUAUACAGCCAAUUUAAGUUAUGCCAGAAUGUCCUUUUUAUUAAUUUUGCGAUCAAUUAGCGUUAUUACAAUGAUUGUUGUGUUUAUUUAAAAUCUUUUUAAAAGAAAUUUUGAAACGAA